This is a messenger RNA of Exophiala xenobiotica, 1575 nucleotides long. RefSeq lists its product as uncharacterized. The record is from RefSeq and is a predicted model, not a curated record. Lineage: Eukaryota; Fungi; Ascomycota; Eurotiomycetes; Chaetothyriales; Herpotrichiellaceae. The transcript is spliced from 4 exons. The coding region runs from base 1 to 1575 and encodes 524 amino acids.
AUGAGACUCUCCUCCCGAUCCAGUUUUGGCUUGUUCCUUGUCCUGCUGCUCGUCGUUUCCGGACAUCCUGUUGACUUAGCCGUGCCAGCCCCGAGUUUCUCGAGCACGGAACUGCUACCAAAGGCAACAUGCACACGUCCAGGCAAUGCCGAAUUCUAUGGCUUUGGCAUCCGUCUUGGUAUCUAUUUGCAGAUACUGUCGACAAUCAUUAUCAUGGCCGUAUCAGACUCGAACUCAGAAAUGAUAUAUGAUCUGCAUGACGGUAACGCCGCCCUUCUGCUGGCCAUUCUCAUUGCUCUGGUCAAAAACACUCCAUCGAAAAGCGUUGAGCUUGCAGAUGUGGUCAUACUCUUGCGGUUGAUGUGGCUGAUCAUCAUCUGUGGCUUCUCGAUAGGACAUAUAGCAGCUGAAUUCAGAGCUGCGAGGAGCUCGGGCAAGUUGAUUGCUAUCCUCACUGCGCCAACCGCCGCCGUCUUUCGGUGGACCGUCGUGGGAAUGGUUUCUGCCUACAACGUCUGGUUCUGGUUUCGAGGAGUUACCUACCUGCGCAAAGAUGAUCAAUGCCAAACGUACGCAUUUUUCUUUGCGGAACUCGAUAUCGAGGGUGGGCUUCGCAGUCUCUACAGAGUUACCUCAGUCCUCCUUGUACUUUGCCCUCCGGGAUGGCUCCUCGCGUACCUAGGUUUUCUGGCCGGGGUCUUAGUGCUCGUCAUGGGGAUGGUACUUGCCUUCUACGCAUUGAUCCCAAUUCUUCUUCCGAUAUCUAUUGCUUUGCGAAUUUACGAUAUUUGCCACACAACCGGAGCCUCGAUUGAACCUGCACGUAAAGAGCCCGAGAAGAGGGGCGCAUUUUGGUUGAGACUUAUUUCAAUCACUUGGCAGUUGUAUGGGCCUUCGCUUCAAGAAAUACUGUUAACGUGGACGAAAGUGCGCGAGGGUGCUGCUGGCAACAAAUCUCGUCCCAUGUCCACAAAGGCCCGAACAAGCAAGUCCGAAAAGGUUUCAAAUUUAUGGAUUACAUAUAUUGGACUGGUCACCUUCUAUUACUUCUUCUCCAUCUUGGGGAUUGAGCUUUCUAUAUACUGGAAUAAGAUCAGCCGUCCUUAUCAAUUAGAUGCCACUGGUCAACUUAUCCCAUUUGUCAUCGGCAUUCUGAGUUUCAUCAAGGUUAUAGGGCGCGCGUGCGCGGAAGCCGAAAGGUUCAUCUAUCCACGAUUCCGAAAAGCAGUGAACAAGUGGUCAUUUUACCUAGAGACGAGGAGAACCGAACCUUCCAAGCAGGUUCGUUGCGCUUCUACACCAGAGCUUUCCUCAGAGAAAUUCCAGCCCGAAAGUCGGCCUAGACGCUGCAAUAGUCUACCCGAUGUGGGCCGAGCGGACGACAUGGGACCGGAUUCGGCGCAAGAGAGAGAUAAGAUCAAUGCCUAUCUGAAGGGGCAUUACACAUCUGACCAUGAGUCAUCAGAGGUAGAAGGGGUAUUUCAGGGACUUCGCGGCGGCCGAAGAAAACAGCUCAUUGCUCUUCCUUUGGUACGACAGGGCCCUGAAGCCGGAAGCGAGCAAGAGACUGUAUGA